AUCCCUUGCGAGCUUAAUUUCCUUCUCUCCCUAUCCAAACAGUCCGUUUCUUGUGUCCAAAGCAACUGCAACAAGAAACCCCACUCCUUCCGCAAAAUCUUGAUUGUUUCUUCUCUUCGUUCAUGUGAUUUGUGUUUGGGAAACCUAAGAAUUUCUGUAUUCAGAGGGAGAUGAGUUGCAACGGGUGCCGAGUUCUGCGGAAGGGAUGCAGCGAGUCUUGUAUUCUACGUCCGUGCUUGCAGUGGAUCGAGAGCCCCGAAUCACAAGGCCACGCCACCGUUUUCGUCGCCAAGUUCUUCGGCCGCGCUGGUCUCAUGUCCUUCAUCUCCGCCGUCCCGGAAAAUCAGCGUCCCGCUUUGUUUCAGUCUCUUUUGUUUGAAGCGUGUGGAAGAACGGUAAACCCUGUAAACGGCGCCGUUGGGCUGCUAUGGACAGGGAACUGGCAUAUUUGUCAGGCGGCAGUGGAGACUGUCCUUCGCGGAGGUGCACUUCGUCCGAUGCCGGAGCUACUUUCUGGUGGAGAAUCUCCUACGAUGCCUGCGUCCGAUGAGGCCUCCGAAGUUGCCUGUACGGACAUGUGGAAGCUCCAGGAUCCGAGUCCGACUUCCAACUGUCGAUUCUCCAGUUCGAGAUCCAAGGCGUCCGUGAAACGCAAGCAAACCGAUGAAUCUCCAACGCUGCUGCAACCGACCGAUCUGCAUCUUCGCUUGACCCCGAGCUUGUCACCGAAGUUUUCCCCUCGCAAGCAUGAAAUCCGACGCCCGGGGACGCCAUCAAUGAACUCAGAGGAGUCGGUGACCACAACGUGCUUCGAAAGUGGAUUGGGCGAUCAGAACAGCAACGGAGGAGAUAAUAGAAAGCUACUUAACCUGUUUGUUUGAAGAGAAAACUGGUUUUUGUUUCCCUUCAUUUCUCUGUGAAUCUGACGCUCACAGGAAUGAUCCAUGGUAGAUUGGUGUAAUAUUCUUCUGUUUAAGGGGUCUAUUUGGGUUUUCCCCCGGAAUUUGAUCCGGCGAGGGGUUUGUUUUCGGUAAUUAAAACCGGCACAGGAUUUCUCGCUUUCAUAAUUUGGUGUUCAUAACUUAAUAGAGAAGAGAGAAACAUGACGGUUGCCGGUAUUUCUUAAUUUUUUUGUUCCUCUUCUUUUCUACUUGCUCUCUUCCUGUUUUUAUGUCUAGUAAUGACGGUUUUUCUUUUCA
Tripterygium wilfordii is the source of this 1199-nucleotide messenger RNA. RefSeq names its product LOB domain-containing protein 38-like. Gene Ontology annotation, biological process: regulation of gene expression. Bases 171 to 881 code for a protein of 236 amino acids. NCBI's taxonomy places the organism in Eukaryota, Viridiplantae, Streptophyta, Magnoliopsida, Celastrales, Celastraceae. The transcript is spliced from 2 exons. The record is from RefSeq and is a predicted model, not a curated record.